Microbotryum saponariae is the source of this 625-nucleotide messenger RNA. The record is from the annotation of a GenBank genome assembly. Lineage: Eukaryota; Fungi; Basidiomycota; Microbotryomycetes; Microbotryales; Microbotryaceae.
AUGGCCGGUCGAAUUCCAGUUGGUAAAGCGAUCCUCAUGACGGGUCUCGUCACUGCAUUAGGCUACGGUAUCAUGGCCGGUAAGUCAUCGUAUCGCAGCGUCACAGCUCUUCAUCAUCGCGUCCACUUUGGACAACGCUGACCUCCUCUUCCUACAUCCUCACAUUAUUCACAUCCUCUGGGCAUCUUCACACAAACCGGGCACUUUGAUUGGACGCUUCCAGCGACGACGCCUACGGACGAACAGUUCUACAACUCGCUCUCGCCGGACUUGAAGAAGAAGGUCGACGACGCGAGGAGGAAAGGUGGCGUCGCGCAAGCCAAUGAAGAACAUUUGAAAUCGAUUCAGGUGAGACAACAGCUUGGUUUGAUGGCUUUUGAAUUGGUCAGCAGCAAGCGCGGGCUGGGGGGACUGUCCCGAGUCGAGCGUGAAGCGAUCUAUUCGUCGACGGGGAAUUGGCUGUUCGGAGACGCUAGACUUGGCUCGCUUCCUGCGAUUCGGGGCGAAAGUUUUCGAACGAAUAGAGCUAAUGCAAUCGAUAUGACGUCUAUGUGAUACCAACCAGGCUAGUGCACAGGAUGAUAAGCCAGUAUGGGCAACGACCGACGUCAAGACAAAGCGAUGA